Monoraphidium neglectum is the source of this 2211-nucleotide messenger RNA. RefSeq lists its product as hypothetical. The transcript is spliced from 4 exons. The coding region runs from base 1 to 2211 and encodes 736 amino acids. The record is from RefSeq and is a predicted model, not a curated record. NCBI's taxonomy places the organism in Eukaryota, Viridiplantae, Chlorophyta, Chlorophyceae, Sphaeropleales, Selenastraceae.
AUGGCUCUGGACUCGAUGGUCCGCGUCAGCGCAAGCGCCAUGCACACAUCAGUCCCUGGCGCGUUGCUGCUCGGCGUCCGCUCGCGCUGCGCUGCGCUCAGGCCCGUGCCUUCCGUUCGCAAUGGCGGCAAGAAAAGUUAUCAUGGGGGCAGAUCGCUGCGCGUUGCAGCGGCGCAGUCUGAGGCUAGUGGAGCGCCGGCCCCACAGAAAGCAGCAGGAGCGCGGCUCAGCACUGAUCAGACAGGCAGGCGUGGCAGCAGCAACGGCGGCAGGGGCGAUGCGGACCGAAGCGGCGGCGCUGCGGGGGCCGGCGGCGCCCAGCGGCGCCGGUCUGCUGCCCCUCGGCUGUACCUGCCCUCUCCGUGGGGAGGCAACCGGGUCCAGUGGCUGCCUGUGGAAGACGCAGAAUGGGAUGCAUCUGCGCAGCAGCAACAGCAGCAGCAGCAGUCCCUGGCCCCACCAUUGCCGCCGCCCCAGCAGCCGCCCCAGCCGAAAGCGGCAGGCGCGGCGGCGCCCAACGGCCGCGCCAGGAGCCUGCUGCCGUCCGGCGUUGUCGUUCACAACCUGUCAGACACCUCAUCACAAUCUGGCGCCGCCGCCGGCGCCGCGGCAGGCCGCGCGACAGACGGCGGCCAGCCGCAGCGCCCGGCGCGCCAGCAGCAGCAGCGGCGCCAGCAGCAGGGGCCCGGGAAGGCCAAGGGCCGCCCCGUGGCGGCGGUGGCAUUGGACGCGAGGCGCCCUGCCGCGACGGUCGUGGUGCAGAGCCCGAAGGCUGCUAGGCGCAGGCAGGGCAACGGUGCAGAGUCCCUCCCGCGUCUGGAGGAGCAGUUGGCUGGGCUCGCCCGGGCCACAGGGGCCGGCAUGGGCUCCGGCGGACCACGCGCCCAGAAGCAGCGGCGGGGGCAGGCCAGCAGCAGCAGCAGCAGCGGCGGUGGCGGCGACGACGGCGGCGGCAGCAGCGGUGGUGGCGGCGGCGGCGGCGACAGCGGCGCCACGCGCCAAGGACGGCGCGCGGGCAAGGGUCAGGGCGCAGCUCGCAGCGGCGCCGCGCCCGCCGCUAGUGCUGAGGACUUUGAGCUGCCCCAGGAGGAAGCCGCAGCGGCGGUGCUGGAGCGGCAGCUGAUCGGGCACAUCCAGGAGCUGCAUCUUAUGCGCCAGCAGCAGCAGCAGCUGCUGCAACAGGGCGUGGACGCGUCGCAAGGCCAGGAUGGGGGGCUCCUGGCUGCUGCAGGCGCGGAAUUUGGCGGCGCGGGCGGCGGCGUGGGCUCUGGCGGCGCGGCGUCCGCAGACCUGCGCGCCGCGGCGGCGCAGGGCGAGCUGGCGGAGGCGCUCCUGCUGCGCAUGUACCGGCCCCUGGUGCUGUCGGCCGCGCAGCGCGCGGCGCGCGGCAUGCGGGGCGCGGCGAUGGAGGAAGUGGUGCUGGAGGCGCAGGCGGCGGUGCUCGAUGCGGCGAGGCGGUUCGACGUGGGGCGGGGGUCGGGGCGGCUGGGGCCGCUGGCGCAGCUAACAAUGAAGAAAAGGAUGGAGGCGCUGCGAAAGGAGUACACUGCGGGCGCGGGCCUGAGCGCCUGGUCCUCGCUGCAGCUGCUGCCCAAGCUGCGCGCCGCCCAGGCGCAGCUGGAGGCCGCGGGGCGCCCGGCGACGGCCGAGGCGCUGGCGGAGCCUCUCGAGCUGUCCCCAGGGCGGGUGGCGGCCCUGCUGGAGCUGGCGCAGCAGCAGGUCCUGCAGUUGGGCGACGUCUUGGCGCAGGACAGCGGCAGCGGCAACGGCGGCGCCGUCGCGCUCGAGUCCCUUGCGGGCGGCGCGCUCGCGGCGGAGCAGCAGGGGGUCUCUCAGCAGAGCCUGGCGUCCACCGACGAGGAAGCUGGCAGCGACAGCGUCGGCGGCGUCGACCCUCUGCAGCCCGUGUUCGAGGAACUGCUGUCCGAGCUCGACCCCCGCCAAGCCCUCGCGCUGCGCCUGCGGCUGGGCCUGGCGCUGCCGGCCGGGUCGCCCGGGCAGGAGGCAGCUGAGCUGCAUGAGGAGGAAGGGGUCAUGGCUGGCGCUGUCGGCGGCGGCAUGGCGAUGGGCGAGGUGGCGGCAGUGCUGGGCGUGAGCCGGCAGCGGGUCGGGGAGCUGCUGCGGGUCGCCGUGGCGCAGCUGCGGCCGCGGCUGGAGCGCGCUGCGGGGGCAAGCGAGGAGCUGCGCAUGCUGCUCGACGCGGUGGCGUAA